Molecule: messenger RNA, 3049 nt
Organism: Drosophila grimshawi
Lineage: Eukaryota; Metazoa; Arthropoda; Insecta; Diptera; Drosophilidae
Product: membrane alanyl aminopeptidase
Exons: 6
Coding region: 95-2893 (932 amino acids)
Biological process (GO): proteolysis; peptide catabolic process
Cellular component (GO): cytoplasm
Molecular function (GO): metalloaminopeptidase activity; zinc ion binding; peptide binding
Source: RefSeq, a predicted model, not a curated record
CACUUUAGUUUGCUAAAUCGCGUGUGGCGCUGAGUGUUUAAACUUUCGUGGUGCAAAUAUCCAAAAGUGUUGAGCCUUUAGAUAACGUGUCCACAUGUUUGCCUUACGCUUGGCUGUCCUCUGCGCAGCCUGCUUGUCCAUCGUCCUUGCGGACACAAGGAAAUUGGACCUGCAGCCGCCCACAACUUUUGAACUUCAGAACCCGGAAUAUAGACUGUCUGAGGACAUUAAUCCUAUUAACUAUGACAUAACGUUGCGUCCUUAUUUGCUAGAAAGUGAUAACACUAAACGUUUCACCUUCGAUGGCGAAGUGUGGAUUGAAAUCGAACCGGUUAAGACUACAAAACUCGUAUCGCUGCACUCAAAAUCCUUAGAAUACUCGCUCACCGAAUACUGGCAGAAGGUGACAGGUACACCCGUCAUUCAAAAGCUGACUGAUCCAAAAUAUAAUGAGCAAACAGACAUCCGGAAUUUGACUGCAGCCUCAGAUUUGGUGGCCAAGCAGCGCUACAUUCUGCAUUUCAAAUAUACAGGCCAGAUGGGUGAUGAUAUGCACGGCUUCUAUCGCAGCUACUAUGUGAAUGACAACAAUGAGACCAAAUGGUUGGGCUCUACACAGUUCCAGACAAAUCAUGCCCGUCGCGCUUUUCCCAGUUUCGAUGAGCCGCAGUUCAAGGCCACCUUCAAUGUAAUUCUGAUUCGUCAUCGCAGCUUUAACACCGUUAGUAACACAAGGCAAAAGUCCACCACGCCCACUACAGAUCCGAAUUACUAUUCGGAUGUUUAUGAAACAACGCCAAAGAUGUCCACAUAUCUGCUGGCUUUCAUCAUAUCUGAGUUCACUAUGCGCAAUGACGAUAAAUUCGGUGUGCUUGCCCGCCCUGAGUAUUAUCCACAAACACAAUACAGCUUCAAUGUGGGUCGUCUAAUUCUGGCUGAGAUGAGCAAAUAUCUCAAAUUGGAUUACUAUUCGUUGGGCAAUGAUAAGAUGGAUAUGGCUGCAAUACCCGAUUUUUCAGCAGGUGCCAUGGAGAACUGGGGUCUCCUUACCUACAGAGAACGUAGCUUGCUGGUCGAUGAGUCUGCCACAACGCUAGCAUCUCGUCAGUCUAUUGCUCAAGUUGUGGCCCAUGAACAGGCGCAUAUGUGGUUCGGUGAUCUGGUCACCUGUAAAUGGUGGAGUUACACUUGGCUGAAUGAGGGUUUCGCUCGAUUCUUCCAAUACUUUGGCACCGCCUUUGUCGAGAAAAAUUGGGAACUGGAGAAACAGUUUGUCGUGGAUCAGAUCCAGUCGGUGAUGGGAAUGGACUCGACCAUUGCCACAAAUCCGUUGAGUGAUGAGAACACUUACACGCCGGCCCAUCUUAGCCGUAUGUUCAACAGCAUUUCCUACAACAAGGGCGCCGCGUUCAUUCGCAUGAUUGAGCACACCAUGGGAACUGAGAAUUUCCAGAAAUCUUUACAAGAAUACCUCAACAAACACGCGUAUGAUUCAUCAAUCCCGGCGUUCCUGCUGAGUGCGUGGCGCCAGAACUGGCCAGCAAAUAGAUUCAGCGGCAACUCAGAGGAGAUCUUUGAGAGUUUUACCACCCAAGUGGGCUAUCCGCUGAUUAAUGCCAAGUUGUCUGACGAUGGCAAGACGGUCGAGUUCAGCCAGAAGCGUUUCCUGCUUAAGAAUGAUGGAUCCGAUGAGAAGCUGAUCUACACGGUCCCUAUUAGCUACACCUCUAGUAUUGAGAAGAAUUUCGAGGAUACUACGCCGAAGUUGGUGCUAGGCAGUGCAAGUCAAAAGCCCACGUUGAGCGGUGUGGCCAGUUGGGUGAUUGUCAACAUUCAGGAGACUGGUUAUUAUCGUGUCAACUACACUGAGAAGAACUGGCAUGCAAUUCAUGACGCGCUCUCCGGUAGCAACUGGGGAAAUGUACACGAAAUUAAUCGCGCCCAGAUUGUGGACGACUUACUCAAUUUGGCACGAGCCGGACACAUUCACUACGACCUGACACUGAAGGUGAUUGAGUAUUUGGAAACAGAAGUCAAUUAUAUACCCUGGACAUCGGCCUUUAACGGAUUUAACUUCCUGGCCAUACGCCUGGGCACCGAUACCGAACAUUUCGGCAACUACAUUCAACAGCUGACCUCAAAGGCUUAUCAGCAGCUGGGCUUCGCCGAGGCUGAAACAGACAAGGCUCUCGAUAUAUAUUUGAGGACGAAGGUGCUGUCCUGGAGCUGUCGCUUUGGCAAUGCCGAUUGUAUUAACCAUGCCAAGACAUAUUUCAAGUCACUGCAUUCGGUGCCAAAGAAUAUACGCUCCGUGGUCUACUGUGUAUCACUGCGAGAGGGUGGCCAAACAGAGUUCGAAGCGCUGUAUCAGAAGUUCAAGGGUGAAACGGUGGCCACCGAGGAGACGUUGCUGCAGAAUUCCUUCGGCUGCGUGAGGGAGCAAGCGCUCAUCGAACGCGUCUUCAAUCUGGUUCUGUCGGAUGAGAUUCGUAGGCAAGACAAAUCCUCAGUGCUCAGCACCCUGUACACUGAGAACAACGAAAAUGUUAGCCCCGUCUUUGAGCUGGUCACAAAAGAUUUUGAGAAGCUAUCUGUCGCCAUGGGUGGCUACUCAGCGGUCGCGACAGUCAUCUCGAACAUUGCUGCACGCUUCACCGAGCAAUCGCAAUACGAUGAUCUGCAAAAGUUCAACACGGCCAACAGUGCCAAGUUUGGCAGUGCGGCAACCACGCUUAUGACAGCGGAAUCAACCGUCAAGGAAAAUCUCGCGUGGGCCGAAUCCAAACUGGGCACCUUCCGCACCUAUCUGGCCCUGAGAAACGGCAGCGCUAUGAUCAGCGGUUUUAGCCUGCUCACCCUGCUGCUGGUGGCUCUUACCACGUUGCUGCGUUAAGGCCAGCAAAAUGUGAGAUUGGGAAUGCUCGUCCAACAAAAGUAUUUGUGCAAUUAUCCCCCCGUCAAAGUCAAUAAAUUAUCCAGAUAAGAUGGGAUUGAAUAAUACUAAGUAUUGCAACACCGGCCAACAUUUUAAUAAAAUUCAAGUAAUCUA